This is a messenger RNA of Pseudozyma hubeiensis SY62, 1554 nucleotides long. RefSeq names its product amino acid transporter. Gene Ontology annotation, cellular component: fungal-type vacuole membrane. Gene Ontology annotation, molecular function: L-lysine transmembrane transporter activity; L-arginine transmembrane transporter activity; L-tyrosine transmembrane transporter activity. NCBI's taxonomy places the organism in Eukaryota, Fungi, Basidiomycota, Ustilaginomycetes, Ustilaginales, Ustilaginaceae. The coding region runs from base 1 to 1554 and encodes 517 amino acids. The transcript has a single exon. Gene Ontology annotation, biological process: amino acid transmembrane transport. The record is from RefSeq and is a predicted model, not a curated record.
AUGGUCGUCCUCAAGUACCCACAAGAUGAAGCACGCCAUCCUCCACCACCACCCUCACAUCCUCGGCACGCAGCUCAGAAUGGGCGAGCACGAAGCGCACGUGUCGUCUCCACCGCAUCCAUAGCCCCCGAAGGCAAAGCCACCUUGGUCUCCUCUGUCAGCAACCUCACCAACACCAUCAUCGGCACCGGAAUGCUCGCCACGCCUGGCGCGUUCAAAUAUACUGGCUUGCUCCUUGGGCCUCUACUCAUCCUUUUCUGCGGCUUCACCGCUGCCCUGGGAUUGUAUCUGCUCACAAGGUGUGCCGCACGAGUCGGCGGUCGCAAGAACAGCUUCUUCACCAUCGCAAGUCAAGCCUUGCCCGCUGGUGCGUGGUACUUUGACCUCGCAAUCGCACUCAAAUGUUACGGAGUCAGCAUCUCAUAUCUCAUCAUCUGCGGUCAACUCAUGCCUCAGGUCAUCAUCAGCUUCUUCCGAGCCUUCCAUCGAGAUGUUCAUCAGAUCCCCGAACUCUUUCUCGAUCGAAGCUUUUGGAUCUUGGCCCUGAUCAUCCUGCUCAUUCCGCUGUGCUUCUUGCGGCGAUUGGACUCGUUGCGACACACCUCGUACCUCAGUCUGCUGGCAGUGUUCUACUUGGUCAUCAUUGUCCUGCACUAUAGCUUCAGCAGCGAUGCCAAGGCUUCUUUGCCGCCAAAGGGGGAUGUUGAACUGGUCAGCGUAUCUUGGCACACCAUCAGCAUCUUUCCCGUGUUUGUGUUCGCCUUCACCUGCGCGCAGAACAUGCUUCCGGUGUACAACGAGCUGUUCUACAACAGCGAGGCGAGGGUCAACACCGCCAUUGUCUCGUCGAUCGGCACGGGAGGCGUGGUGUACCUGAUCGUCGGCGUGUUGGGAUACCUCAGCUUUGGCGGUAAUGUCGGCGACAACAUCAUCGCCAUGUAUCCGAGCACCAGCUUGUUCGUAUGCUUUGGAAGGGUCAGCAUCAUCGUCUUGACAAUAUUCAGCUAUCCGUUGCAGGUUCAUCCGUGCAGGGCGAGUUUGGACAAGGUCUUCUCGAAGGCGAGUAGAAGACAACAGAUUCUCGAUGAUGCUGCUGCGUCUGCCAUUGCUACGCCGGACGAGAAUGGUGCGAUACAGCCGUACCGCGACGAUGACGAGGAGGACGAAGAGGAAGACACACCACUGCAAUCGAGUAUGCAUCUGCAACCGGCGCAGCCAUCCGACGAAGAGAUCCCGCUCGGUAAAUGGUGUCUCAUGACAGCAGGUAUCCUCAGCACCACCUUCGUCAUCAGUCUGCUCGUAGACGAUCUCUCCAUCAUCCUCGGCUUUGUCGGCUCGGUAGGCAGCACAACCAUCAGCUUCAUCCUACCAGGUGUCCUGUACGCUUCGCUCUUCCGCGAUCAGCCACAGUCGAGGUUGCGCAAGGCUGCGAUCGCUUUGGCUGCGUGGGGUUGUAUCGUGUUGGUGGUGGCCUUGUCGGCCAACAUCCUCAAGUUGAUACACGCUCAGGUGCCCAAUUCGAUUCUAGUCGCUACCGUGGCUAGCAGGUCAUAG